Drosophila takahashii is the source of this 2341-nucleotide messenger RNA. RefSeq names its product knotted onions (gene knon). The record is from RefSeq and is a predicted model, not a curated record. Gene Ontology annotation, biological process: proton motive force-driven ATP synthesis. Gene Ontology annotation, molecular function: proton-transporting ATP synthase activity, rotational mechanism. Lineage: Eukaryota; Metazoa; Arthropoda; Insecta; Diptera; Drosophilidae.
AGGCCAAUGUGAACACCUGAACAUAUAUAAACAUACAUAUAUCGACUAAAAAAUUCAACCAAGAAAGCUAACGAAAUCGCAGAAUGUGGGAGAAGCUGGUUAACUGCAUCAAGGGUAAUGGCGGUGGGGCCCAGAAGACGAGCUGCACGGUUGUCCAACUGGCCGAUCUGAUGAAGCAGGUGCCACCGAACCAGCUGAAGAUGUUCCAGAUGUUCGCCAAGAAGCACGAGGAGUACAAGGAUCGCGUUCGCAAGUAUCCCGAAUCGAUGCCGACCAUCGACUGGGAGUUCUACCGCCAGAAUGUCCGCGAGGAGUUCGUCGAUUGGGUGAAGGGUUACGAGACCAAGUACGAUAAACUUCACUCGCUCUUCGAGAAUCGACACGCCAUGGUGGAUCACAAGCGCUACUUCGAAAAGGUGGACCAAGAGGGGGAGGAGGUGAAGAAGGCCAUUGCGGUCUUCAAAGCGGAAUCAAACGAAAGAAUCAAACAGCUUACCGAAAAGCUGGAGUUUGUGAAGUCCAUGCAGCCCUACGACCAAAUGACCAUGGAGGAAUUUUGCUUUGCCCGUCCCCAUUUGGCACCGGAUUUCAUUAACAAGCCCACUUUUUGGCCACACACUCCCGAGGAGCAAAUGCCGGGUCCUUCGGAUCCAGAGGCGGCGGCAGCUCUUCACCACGAGGAGGAACCGGAGCCGCCAAAGAAACCCACUCCCGAAAAGCCACCAGAAAAGGGUUCCGGGGAGACCAAACCUACUGCCGCUGUGGCUCCAAAGAAACCGACUGAACCAUCGAUAGACACCACUCAGUUGGCCGAAAAGGCCAGUGGAAUGGCCAAAGAUUUGGUGGCCAAGGCCAUCGUUCUGUUCAACAGUCUCAAGGAGAAGCUCUCGGGCAUGGCCAAGAAUGUGCAGAAAAAAGCCGAGGCCACCAAGGCAGCCCGUGCCGAAGCUUCGGGCAAGACGGCAGCUCAACCCACAUCAACACCCACAAAGUCACUCGAUAGCAUUACAGAGCGCGAUUCCGCACCAAACAUCUGUAACCAGACUAUUAUACGCGGCGAGGAGGUGGAGGCCAAUCCGGAGGUGAAGGCCAGACAUGCCAACCUGUCCAUCGAGGCGGAUCCCUGCGAUGCCCAGGAGGAGAGGGCCAGGGAGAUCGCGCGGGCUCUGGAGCGCAAGCGUCAAUUGAGGGAGGCGGAGGAGUACAGGGAGUACCAGAGGAAGCAGGAUCCUUGCAAGCCCAAAGAGGAAGAUCCUUGUAAGCCAAAAGAAGAGGAGGCAGAUCCCUGUAAGCCAAGGCCCGAUCCUUGCCAGCCAAAAGAAGAGGAAUCCAUCUGUGAUCCUUGCCAACCAAAAGAAGAGGAAUCCAUCUGCCAACCGGAUCCUUGCAAGCCAAAAGACGAGGAAGGCGUCUGUGAGGACGAGGAGGAUCCCUGCAAGGAAAAGCCGAAAGAGAAAAACGAUUGCAAAUUCGACAAGGACAACGAAGGGGGCUUAGAGCAAUCCAAAGAGCAGGAGCAGGUAUUCAUCAACAUAUCGAAAUGCAGUGAGGAUCUGGCCAAGAAGGAAGGGGAAAAGAAACCAGGUGACCCAGGUAGACCCAAGGAAAAAGCCUCGCUGACAGAGAUACCCCAAGGAUCAAAUCAGAAACCCAUUUUGGGCAUGCAGCUAACAGAUUCCAAGGGGGCUAAAAAAUCCAAUAUAGAUGGUGCCGACGAAGUGGGUCCUGUGUACACAGAUCCCAAUCAACUUGCCGAAUUGCUUGUCAAGGAAAAGGAAAAGAAGGAACUUAAGGAAACCACAAAACCGGAAGACGAUAAGCCAGUUACCAUAUAUCCUAAGCUGGAGAUAUCCGCCAAACCGAAAAGCGAUUUCAUCGAUGAAACUAAAAACUCUCCCAAGGAUAUGGCCAAGCAGGUGUUCAACAUGGCCUCGGGUGCCGCUUCGCUCUUGACCGAAGCCACCAACACACUGGAGGACCUGAAGAAGAAGAAGGAGGCUCGCUUGGAGGCUCUGGAACAGGCCUACACUUCGGCCCAAAGGCAGGCCCAAGGAGCUUUGGCCGAGGCCUCGAAAGCCGUCGAGGCCGCCAACAAAUUGGCCCAGAGAUCGGCGGAGAAAACCGGCGAAGUGAGCAGUCGCGAUCAGGAGGCCUUGGACAUGGCCGAAAAGCAUGCUAUUCUGGCCAAAAUGCUGGCCAGUCGAGCGGUGGCCCUAAAGGACGAAAUCGCCCGUGUGCUCAACGAUCUGAAAAAGAAACAGUAAGCAGUAACAGUCGUAAUAUCCAUUAGCACACAUUUCUAAAUGAUUUUGUACAACCUUUAUUUUAUUUUGUUAGUUUU